UCUCUACCGUGGAACCUGUUGAAUAAUCCAUUACAAAAGCUUUUUUCCAAGAGUAUAAUGUCACAAAGACGUAAAGUGAGCUGAGAGUAUAACACGGAAAGCUGUCACAGCCAUGUCACCCCCUCCCUCCUCAAUCUCAUAUUCUCUCUCCGUCUCGCUGUUUGCUUCACUCUACUGCUCUUUCUCACACAUAUACUUUCCCUCGUGUUCUUUUUACCUUUCUUUUUUUGUGUAUCUGAUCUGGGCAUGGCUUUUCCAUUCUGUACAGGAUGAGCAACAGCACCUCUUCCCCAAGCCAAUGUGAAGGGCUCUUGGGAACACGUGUACUGGUGGCUACGGCAUACUCUGUCUACUCAGUAUCUGGCACUUUGGCCAAUGUUUUGGUAAUUUAUCUAGUCUGCUCAUUCAAGAAACUCAAGACGACUAGUAAUGCUUUCAUCGUGAAUGGUUGUGUUUCAGAUCUUCUAGUAUGUGCUUUCUGGAUGCCUCAAGAAGCAAUAUUAAUAUCCACUGGUCGACUGGAGAAUCCCUCGUACAGGGUGUUCAUGGAAGGGGUGUUUUUCCUGUGGAUGACAGUGUCUCUCUUAUCGCAUUCACUGAUUGCAUUGAACCGCUUUGUUCUCAUCACCAAACUGCCAACGGUUUACCAUACUGUGUAUCAGAAGAGGAACACAGAGUGGAUGAUUGCCAUGGCUUGGGUAUUGCCCCUUGCAUUCUUGCUUCCUUGGCUUUUUGGACAAAGACCGUAUGACAUUAUUUUUCCUUGUCCGCAACUCAGACUUUAUGUGUUUUGGGGUCAGGAGGUCCCAGUGUCUAGUUCCUACACGGCCAUCCUUUCCGCCGUCACAGUACUGAGCCAGACAGUCAUCCUUUUCCAUUGCUACUUCCGCAUUUUCAGAAAAGUGCAGGUCAGCCUGAAGCGGGUAAGUGUCCUCAAUUUCCAGGUGGUCCACAACUUGCCCUGUUCUUGCCCUCGUAAGGACAAGCGUCUGGGACUGUACGUGCUGAUUGUGUGCUGUGUUUUCACCCUGACCACAGAGCCCUUUGCAUGGUCAGUCCUUUAUGCCCUGUUCCAGCCUUUACCCAGUGGGAUUGUUGUAGGCAGCUGGCUCCUGCUUUGUCUGCUGUUUGUGCUUAACCCCUUCAUCUACACCUGGAAGAACGAAGAGUUUCGAAGGUCAUUUCGAGCAGUAGUUGGGGGCGAGCUAUGGAAAAGCUCUGCAAACGCUGCUGACCCAGCAGUUCAAACAAUAUCGCAGAAUGAUCCAUGAGUGGUAUGUCAUCCAUGGAUUCUCUAGAGCACCACUUAAUCCUUUUGGGAAGGAAGCUACACAGAAUCUCAGGAGCAUCUGACUCAGAAAUCGAAGCUUGUUCUUGUGUUGCCUCUGUUCUCGUCACAUUUGUAUUGAUGGUUACUAUGGAAACAUUCUGCAUUCAUCCCCUCUCAGCUCCAUGGGCCGGUGUGUAUGAGACCACUGUGGACUACACAGGUUGAAAUUUCACUGUGUAACAUAUACUAUUCAGUAUUAAUGCAGCUUCCACUAUGGGAGUUUUCAGAAAAACUGAUCGUUUUAGUUAAUUAAAUAAACCAUGCAGUAUUUUUAUUUUGCCAAAACAGUGAAAAGAUAUGUGCCAAAAUAUAUGAGUAGCUUUAAUUUUUUGCAGUCGUUGGGGAAAAAAUGAAUCAUUUGUGACAGUGGUACAUGAAAAUAAAAUAUGUUUG
This is a messenger RNA of Rana temporaria (common frog), 1723 nucleotides long. It is a transcript of the gene GPR88, whose product is annotated as G protein-coupled receptor 88. NCBI's taxonomy places the organism in Eukaryota, Metazoa, Chordata, Amphibia, Anura, Ranidae. Gene Ontology annotation, molecular function: G protein-coupled receptor activity. Gene Ontology annotation, biological process: G protein-coupled receptor signaling pathway. Bases 270 to 1271 code for a protein of 333 amino acids. Gene Ontology annotation, cellular component: membrane. The record is from RefSeq and is a predicted model, not a curated record. The transcript has a single exon.